GGCUCAGAGUAACAGCGAGGCUCAGUCCUAAUAUCAGAAGCCGUUUUUUGUUUUUGUUUUUUCUUACUGGUAAAAUACCAAUACUGAUAAAAACAAAUAGCUUUUUUAUUUUUGUUUCAGCCUUCUUUUUUUUUUCAUCUUUCCGAGUUGCAGUAAGAGAGAAAAAGGGAAUAGAAUUUUUCACUUCUCUGUUGUUUUGUGAAAUUGUGUACUUUUCACCGCUCUCGUUAUUCUUCCAAUGCCCUCUGUCACAGCAGCAGGUUCACUUAGGAUCAGAAGAUGAACGCCACGGUGAACGCCUCCAAGGAGUGUGAUAGAGACACCAGUGUGACAUCUGUGAUAUUCCCAGUUCUAUACAGCAUUCUUUGUAUCGUAGCCCUUGUGCUGAACUCUUUAGCUGCGUGGAUCUUCUUCAGAAUUCCCAGCAGCACAACUUUCCUGGUCUUUUUAAAGAAUGUGGUGGUGGCCGACUUGUUGAUGACUCUUACCAUCCCUAUCAAAAUCUUGAGUGAUGCAGGAGUGGGUUUCUGGCAGCUGCGGGCCUUCCAUUGCAGAUUCUCUGCUGUUCUUUUCUACAUCACCAUGUACAUCAGCAUCUUAUUGCUGGGCCUCAUCAGCUUGGACCGCUACCUGAAGAUUGUAAAGCCCUUCGGAAAGUGUGCCCUGCAGAAGGUUCGGGUCGGCCAGAGGCUGAGUGCAGCAAUAUGGGUUGUAAUGCUAUCUCUGGCCCUGCCCAAUGUCAUUCUCAGCAACCAGCCCCCUAAACCCUCGGGGGGCAAACUGAAAUGCUCCUCCAUGAAGGGCGAAGCUGGCAAACUAUGGCAUGAGGGAUUUAACUACUUCUGCCAGGUCAUCUUUUGGGGCACGUUUGCCUUGAUGGUGUUUUGCUACACGUUCAUCAGCAAGAAGGUCUAUGAAUCAUACAAAACUUCAAAGAGCAAAUCUCAUGCUGCAAAUAGAAGAACCAAAGCCAAAGUCUUUGUGGUGGUGGGGGUAUUUUUCGUCUGCUUCGCCCCUUUCCAUUUUGUACGAGUACCGUAUACACUGACUCAAACCCGAGACGGCGGUGACUGCCGAGCAAAGAAAGCGAUCUACAUUGCCAAGGAAACCACACUGUGGCUGUCUGCAACUAAUGUCUGCCUUGACCCGCUUAUUUACGUCUUCCUGUGCAGAGUGUUCAGGAAGAGACUCAUGACCACAUUCUGCAAAGACACCCAGGAGUCUUCCAAAUCCUCACUAACGCACAUGGAGAUGUCACCAAUGGACCACACUACCAGACUGUCGCACAAUGACACAUCCCUCAUCAAUCAAUGCACAUCAGCCUCAAGUUUCAACUGCUGAUGUCUUUCAUACCUGGACGACUGUCUAGUGUUGUCGUAUGUGGCAGUACGUUUUAUUAGAAAUCCUGCACAAACUCUUAAAAUAAGCAGACUGUGAAUGGACUCGGACAAUUCGGAUGUGCCAGUAAUUUCAGCAUCUGUUAUUUCAGCGAAUAUCAUGCAAAAAUGUUUUUUGCUUACUCAUUCGCACAUUUCCUUAACAAAGCUUACUGUCAAUUUCUGCAUCCUGUGGUUUAAUCUUGCUCAAACUGCACUUUAGCUUAGUUAUAAGUGACCCAGUUCUGCAUGUUUGCAGUGCUGUUUUAGUUUCAUGUGCCUUUUGUGUGGUUGUAAUGUAUACUGUAAAUUUGAUCACAAAUAAUAACAACAUUAUGGAGGGAUUGGUACCUUUUUUUUUUAGGAUUGUUGUUCCAUUCUACCACAGAAAUGUUCCAAAUGCAGAAAAUUGUAGAUUCUAAGUCGUAUUCUGAAGUACUUUUCAAUCACCACACAUAAUUUCUGUUAUUACAAAUAAAAUCUAUUUUACUUUUUACUGCUAUGUUUCACAGUAAAAGGUUGUAAUAAUUCAAGACAACUCAUAGCGGUUGUAUUUACAAACUACCACAAGUGCUCUGAAAAGAUUACCACAAAAACUCUUCUGUUGGCAAAUUGAUCUUGACUGAUCUAUCUUUUAAAAAACUGUUUUCUUCUUUUCUUAUCACAUGGAAACAUGUAACAUUUGUAAAUAAAUAAUGAAAGUCAAGUAUUUCACUGACGAAAUGCUGUAAUUAGACUAAAUGCAAGUAGGCGUCAACAAAAUGUUGUACAGUAACAAUCGCACAAAUGUACUUUAAGCUUUUGUAAGAGUGUGGAAUGUAAGAAAGACUGAUAAUGUU
Molecule: messenger RNA, 2215 nt
Organism: Xiphophorus maculatus (southern platyfish)
Lineage: Eukaryota; Metazoa; Chordata; Actinopteri; Cyprinodontiformes; Poeciliidae
Product: P2Y purinoceptor 13-like
Exons: 4
Coding region: 280-1341 (353 amino acids)
Biological process (GO): G protein-coupled receptor signaling pathway; negative regulation of adenylate cyclase activity
Cellular component (GO): membrane
Molecular function (GO): G protein-coupled purinergic nucleotide receptor activity
Source: RefSeq, a predicted model, not a curated record